AUGUCUCUAUGUCUCUUGAAUUCGUUGCCUGUUGAAUUAAUUCAUCAUCUCUUGGAGUAUUUUCAUUCAUAUGAAAUAAUUCAAUCGUUUUUCAAUGUGAAUGAGCAUCUAAAUCGUAUCGUGAUUAAUUAUGAUCGUUAUAUCUGGGAUUUUCGUGGUAUACUCAAAUGUCAAUUUGAUCUUGUGUGUCAAUUUUUACAACCAAACCGAGUGAUUUAUUUGAGAUUAUGCGAUGAUGAUGAAACACCUGAACAAUGUCAUAUUUUCUUCUCUCGUUUUCAUAUCGAACAAUUUGUCAAUCUUCGAUCUUUGGAAAUCAUUUCACAUAGGAAAAACAUCGAACCAUAUUUGACUGAUCUUUCAAAACUUUCACGUUUAUCUUCAAUUAUUUUAUCAUUAACGCAUCGAAUAACUUCGAUAGUUAGUAUUCAAAGAGUAUUUCCUCAACUACAUCGAUUAAUCAUAGAUUCGCCUGAAUUUCUGAAUAUAAAAAUGCCUGAACUACGUUAUUUAAAGUUAACAAAAUAUGAACGAGCACCGUUUUCAUAUCUGUCCAGUAAUCUGAUGCCUAAUCUUCAUUCAUUAGAUAUAACACUUUCAUUAUCAUCAAUUCUUUCGACAAUGAAUUCAGAUUUGAUUUGGUUUCAAAUAAAACGUUUAUUUCUUAAAACAACAGAUUCGGAUAUUUCAUUUUCCAUGUCACAAUUUUUAUGUAAACUGAUCAAUUUAAAACAUCUCGAAAUUGAUGUUCAAAAGGCAACAAAUGUUCCUGAUGGUCAACAAUGGGAAUCACUUGUUUCACAUUUGAUUCGAUUUGAUUUUCGAUUUACCAUUUAUAAUCAAAAACUAGAUAAUGAUACUUUAGAAAAAUAUCUCAAAUCAUUUUGUUCAUCAUUUUGGUUGGAAGAAAAACGUUGGUUCGUUGGCUAUUACAAAAAUCUAUCUUCAGAUUCAUUUUUUACACUACCACGUUUUGUUCCAACAAGUAUCGACACAUCUUCUGUUUAUCAACCAUUAUCUACAUCAUCAAAUUUCUCAUUUGAUCAAUAUAUUCGUUGUAUUACUAUUUUACAAUCUUUUUCUUAUUACGAUCGUUUCAACGAAUUAACAUCGUUAAUUUUUGGAGGAAAAUUUGAUUUUAAUAGUAAAUCACAAUUCUUCCUAAAAGAUCUUUUACAACGAUUACCUCAUGUUCAUUCACUUUCUUUGCAAAAUUCACAAUCAACUUUGUAUAUUCUAAACAAUUCUAUAUUAAAUCAAAUUCGAAGUUUAACGAUACGUCAUACUUCUUGUCGAUCUCAAUUUCAAUUGUCAAUUGAACCGAAGAAAUGGUGCGAUGUUUUUCCAAGAGUUGAGCGUUUAUUUGUUUCAAUCGAUAUGACAAGAGAUAUGUUUAUUUUCAUUGAUGAAUUGAAAUAUUUAUCAAUUGCAACAUUUGAAAUAAAUGAUUGGGGCAAAUCUCGAGAUUGGUCAAAUGAAUCAACACGAGAAUGGAUUAGAAAAUCGAGUCAACGUUUAAGAAAAGAUCCAAAUUUUACACUUUUAUAUUCAAAUGAAGAAAUUCAUUUCUGGAUGAAUGAACAACAAAUAAUUGAAUAUCAAUCUUCAAGAAUUUCAUGGUGUUCUCUUCUAUGA
This is a messenger RNA of Adineta ricciae, 1635 nucleotides long. The record is from the annotation of a GenBank genome assembly. NCBI's taxonomy places the organism in Eukaryota, Metazoa, Rotifera, Eurotatoria, Adinetida, Adinetidae.